CCAGCUCGAUGAUGAUGAAUACAUUGGAAAGUUUUUUUGGCCCUGGUGAGGGUGUCAGAUUGAAUGCUCUGUGCGCAUGUGCGAAGGUGUCCAAACUGACAAUGCUGGGGAGAUGAAGAUAGUGUGUAGCUGCUUCUGGGCUCAAGGAGGAGGAGAGGAAUCCACACGCCGACACGAUGAGAUCCAAGGCGAGGGCGAGAAAACUGCCCAAAAGUGACAGCGAGAUUGUAAAUAAUAUGUACGAGACCGACCCCGAUCUCCUUGCUGGAGAAAGCGCAGAGGAGGAAACUGAGGACAGUAUAAUGUCCCCCAUCCCUGUGGGACCUCCGUCACCCUUCCCCACCAGUGAGGACUUCACUCCCAAGGAGGGCUCACCCUAUGAAGCUCCCGUCUACAUUCCUGAUGACAUUCCAAUCCCACCAGAUUUUGAACUCAGAGAAUCUUCGAUCCCAGGGGCAGGGCUAGGGAUUUGGGCCAAAAAGAAGAUUGAAGUUGGGGAAAGAUUUGGACCCUAUAUGGCAGUACAGAGGAGCACAUUAAAGGAAACAAACUUUGGAUGGGAGCAAAUACUGACUGAUCCUGAGGUGACCUCCCAGGAGGGCAAUAUAAAAAAGGUAGGAUAUGGCUCAGUCUUCUGGGAGUUGUUUUAUUCCCUGGCUUGGAAAUGCACCCGGGCACCUCUCCUCCGCUUUUGAACCAAGGUGUUGAUGGCAAUAACGUCGUAAAAGUUUUCCAGUGUUUGCUGUUGCUUUUUUGGAUUAAGUGUUGUGGUUCUGUUGGCAUAUUUUCCUGUCUUUUUGCGAUUCCAGUCAUUAUGAAAGAGAAAAUAAUAGUUUGAGGUGUUCCUUGAUUCAGCUACAACACAAACAGAUG
This is a messenger RNA of Lonchura striata (white-rumped munia), 873 nucleotides long. The record is from RefSeq and is a predicted model, not a curated record. Lineage: Eukaryota; Metazoa; Chordata; Aves; Passeriformes; Estrildidae.